Molecule: messenger RNA, 840 nt
Organism: Mytilus californianus (California mussel)
Lineage: Eukaryota; Metazoa; Mollusca; Bivalvia; Mytilida; Mytilidae
Product: NOP protein chaperone 1-like
Exons: 4
Coding region: 82-516 (144 amino acids)
Biological process (GO): box C/D snoRNP assembly
Molecular function (GO): box C/D methylation guide snoRNP complex binding
Source: RefSeq, a predicted model, not a curated record
AGAUGUCUGCGCCCGUGUACACAUGAAUUGAGGGCCUGCAUUUAGUAGAUUAGAAGGUUUACUCUUAAAUUUUGACAUUAAAUGGCGUCAAAAGAGUUAUUAGGAGUCGAAUUUAGCAAAAAUGACCAAGGUUUAGCAGAGUUAUUAUCUGUUAAACAAACUGAUAGAAAGUCAGCCACACCUCCAAACAUCUGUAAGAUGCUUCCAAGUUCAGUUUUAUCAAGUGUGAAACAGUUUCUUCCUUUGAUGAAAGACGCAAACAGUGAACUUGACAGUAUUCCUGCUGAUGAUCUUGACAUUGAAUGUAUAUCUAAUAAAAAUGAUCAAGUUAUAGAAAUGAACAUUGCAUUAUUUGAACAGAGCUCAGGAGAUGAUGAUUCAGAAGAUAGUAGUGAAUCAUCUGAGGAGGAAUUUUAUGGUUCAGAAGUGACGGAAGAGAAUUUUAGAAUAAUAAAAACAAAUACCAAAAAGCCACAUAUAGAGGAGAUGGACAAUAAUGAUAACCCUCCUGGAUGACAGAAGAACAUGAUGUGUGAUAACUUUCAUCGCUCCUGUGAAGACUUUUAUGUGGUCACCUUAGAACAUUUUGUCAGAAUGUAUAGAAUUCAUUGUUCUCAUCAAUCUUUCUGUGAUCAUGCAUAAUUUGUGAUAUAUAAGUUUAGUAUUUAAAGGAAAUAUAUCACAGAAAUAAGUCAACUUUUUUUAAAUUUGCACUAUUGGUUACAGCCACCAAUUUAAAAUAUACUAUAAGAAUAGCUAGCUUUGUGUACAAGUGCUUAUCAUGUCUCAUAAGUUUUGUAAUCUCAACUUAGCAAGUAAAUGUUGGUUAAUACAAGUCUU